Molecule: messenger RNA, 1033 nt
Organism: Seminavis robusta
Lineage: Eukaryota; Bacillariophyta; Bacillariophyceae; Naviculales; Naviculaceae
Source: the annotation of a GenBank genome assembly
GACAAAGCUUCGUGUUGACGAAGCUCGCUCCUCUCACUCUGAGAUCUCUGAAAGCAUCAUGAAGGGCCCGUUGCUGACUAUUACGUUGAUUUCAUUCUCAUUAUCAGGAUCCCAUGCUGACUCUGUUCGUCGAUCCUUGAAGGGUUUGGUGUUCAACGGUGCUCCCGGCAAAUGCGUUGGUAGAGGCUGCGCCCAUGAUCAGGAGACAACAGAAGCAACCUUGGUGGGACACCUGACAGAAAAUAACACAGUUGUCCUUGAUGUGACUCCUCCUCCUUCUGAUCUUCCGGCAUCUGCAGAAACGACUGCGGGGGUAUCCAAUCCACCUCCUUCCUCUCCCACCGAUAACGAGGAAGAAUUCAGACAGGAAGAAGAGAAAGAAUUGAAGAAGGCAGAAAAUGAGGGCAUUCUUGCUGCUCUGCUGGGAAGUUUCCUGGGAAGUUUCACAGCUGUGGCCAUCUUUAUGGCUCUGGCAUAUCGCAUGAUGCUCAAGAAAUGGGAAACUGUGCACAUCACCGACAAGCAUACUAGUAUUGAAGUAGACGUGGAUACUGUGGAUUUCAGCACGUCCCAAGGUUUCAAAGAAGACAUGGCCGAUGUUACCCUCGAGCAAACUACUACCCAUUCAAUGUCAAGCAAUCGCUUGGUCACAACAACAACAUGUUGGGAUGAAUACAUGGACAGCUCCUUUUCCUCCAAUUCUGCUAAUCGAUACUCAUUUGUGGGCAACCCUACCGAAGUAGACGUGGACGAGGAACCGGAGAGCGACGAACAGUUGUCCGCAUGGAGUGAAGGGCGACUGCCCAAGAAACAACAUGAGGGAGGCAAAUGUUUUGUCAUUGUCUAGCAGGAGCUUCGUAUGACUCUAGUAUUCACAAGGGGGCCGAGUCAUGGGUUAUUCACUUAUCCCUUUGUUGUAUCAGGACAAGAUGGAACAGUACCAGAACCGUCACAAACGCUGAGGAAGAUGUCAAACGACAACGUUACAUAUACUCAGAUACAUUUGCAUAAUCAUUCCAUAUUCUAAUCUUCG